CCGGAUGAGCAGCGAUGGGGGAAUGGACCAUCCUAGAGAGACUCCUGGAGGCGGCUGUGCAGCAGCACUCGACUAUGAUAGGGAGAAUCCUGCUGACCGUGGUGGUGAUCUUCCGGAUACUCAUCGUGGCCAUCGUGGGAGAAACGGUGUACGAUGACGAGCAAACCAUGUUUGUGUGCAACACGCUGCAGCCAGGCUGCAACCAGGCGUGUUACGACCAGGCAUUCCCGAUUUCGCACAUCAGGUACUGGGUGUUCCAGAUCAUCAUGGUCUGCACGCCCAGCCUCUGCUUUAUCACCUACUCUGUGCACCAGUCUGCUAAGCAGCGCGAGAGGAGAUACUCCACUGUCUUCCUCGCCUUGGACAGGGACCAGGACUCAAUGAAACGCGAGGACAGCAAGAAGAUCAAGAACACCAUUGUCAACGGAGUGCUGCAGAACACCGAGAACUCCACCAAGGAAGCCGAGCCGGACUGCUUGGAGGUGAAGGAAAUCCCCAACCCCGCCCUCCGAACGACAAAGUCAAAGAUGAGGCGGCAGGAAGGCAUCUCCAGGUUUUACAUCAUCCAGGUAGUUUUCCGAAAUGCCCUGGAGAUCGGAUUCCUAGUGGGACAAUAUUUCCUGUAUGGAUUCAACGUCCCUUCCAUGUAUGAAUGUGAUAGGUACCCCUGCAUUAAAGAAGUGGAGUGCUAUGUCUCCAGACCCACGGAGAAGACUGUCUUCUUGGUGUUCAUGUUUGCAGUGAGUGGGAUUUGUGUGGUGCUCAAUUUGGCAGAACUGAAUCACUUGGGCUGGAGAAAGAUUAAAAUGGCAGUGAGAGGAGUACAAGCGAAAAGGAAAUCCAUAUACGAAAUCAGAAACAAGGACUUGCCAAGAAUGAGCGUGCCGAACUUUGGCAGGACUCAGUCGAGUGACUCAGCCUAUGUGUGAGGCUGUGACAGAACUGAAACACUCUGCCAGGUGGAACUGACCCAGACAUUAGGGAAAGGUACAUUGCUGAGGCAAGCAUUUUAGCAAACCACCAAGAAAGCCACUAAGGUAUUGGGACUGCACUUACUGAACUAGGUGCAAAAUGCAGUGCUAAGUAAAAGACUGAAGGAAAAGCUGUAAAACCAUGCUUGAUCUGGCCUUACAGUACAGUUACUGUUUUCUAAUGAUCCAAUAUUAUCUCUUGAAUGGAGUAGUUUUUUGGUCAUCAUUAAGAUGAGAUUACAGGCGGGACUGUCUGAUUUAUUGUUGUAAUCGCAUGUAGAAUGAUUAUAGCUAAAAAAAUUACAAGGAUGCUGUUUUCCGGGGUAUGUACAGGGGAAUUCUGUAAUAUACAAUUGCAAGCACAUUUUCAAAGGAGGUUAAUUGCACUGGUAAGCACCUGACCAGAAGCCCAACCAAUAGGUCUGUGCACUUGCAUCCUCAAGGAUGUCUGGUGUUAUUUUGUCUGUCCCAGCCACAGAAUUUAUUGCUGGUGUAUAUUAUUAGCUAUUUUCUAACAUCAUUUUGUACAACAAUUACACAACACAAUCAUGCUGAACAUAAUUUUGCCAUUUUUGUUUGCCUGUCUGUUCACACCAGUGACCUUAAUCAUCUUAUGCUAGUUGGGAAUCUACCAAAUUUGUCAGUAUGUUUUCAAAACUUAUCCUGAUGUGUAUAAAUAAGAUGGAACUAAUUAACGUAAGUAACCUAUGGUCAUCUGGCAAAUAUACCAAAGGAACAGAGUUUGUUGCUUUUAACUGUGAAUAUGUCAUCUUCUCUCUGCUCUUAUUCAUAUAAGUGCCAUAUUUGCAACAUCUAACUCUGUUUUUAGUCAAAGAAUUGUCCAGGGGUACCAACUGGAGUAACGUGGUUUUAUACUCUCCUUUAUUUAUUUUAUGCUAUUUGUAUAGUCAUGGCAAUGGUGUAAAAAGCAGCUGGUAAUUCUAUUGAUAAAUAAAGUACUUGCCUUUUUUUUGUAAAACAGAGACCAUUGCUCUUUUUGUUUUAAUAAUAUGCAUGUCUAUAAACAUAUGAGAUCAAAAUAUAAACUCCUCUGGAAUUAGUGUUCAGGUAUUCAAAGUAUCCCAUUCAUGGUUUUAGCACUAAUUGAUAGAAAGAUGGGAAAUUAAGACUGUCAGAUACAGCUGAAUUGCUCAGUAAGCUACCUCUGUGCCUUUAGCCCAUAUUCAAAUAAGUGGGAUUCUUUCCAUUGACUUCAGUGAGCACUGGCUCAGACCCUUAGCUGGUUGCCAAGGCCACUCUGUGAAUUCCCCAAUCUGUCCAUUGGCCUACAUCUAAAACAAUUACAUGCCUUCACCAUGAAGUCCAAAGGAUAGCCUCAGCAAACUGCCAGAGUUCCACAGGCCCUUAGUUGGUUCAAGAGCUACACUUGUCCAGUCUCAACAACUUAAUAUCAAGCCAUUCGGUGGGUCACAAAC
This is a messenger RNA of Pelodiscus sinensis (Chinese soft-shelled turtle), 2407 nucleotides long. It is a transcript of the gene GJD2, whose product is annotated as gap junction protein delta 2. Gene Ontology annotation, biological process: cell-cell signaling. Lineage: Eukaryota; Metazoa; Chordata; Testudines; Trionychidae. The record is from RefSeq and is a predicted model, not a curated record. Gene Ontology annotation, cellular component: connexin complex. Gene Ontology annotation, molecular function: gap junction channel activity.